This is a messenger RNA of Carya illinoinensis, 1574 nucleotides long. Its product is annotated as heavy metal-associated isoprenylated plant protein 42. The record is from RefSeq and is a predicted model, not a curated record. The transcript is spliced from 3 exons. Lineage: Eukaryota; Viridiplantae; Streptophyta; Magnoliopsida; Fagales; Juglandaceae. Gene Ontology annotation, molecular function: metal ion binding. Bases 176 to 700 code for a protein of 174 amino acids.
GAUAUAUAUGGUAUUAAUGUACUUAGAAUAUUUUCUCGUAAUUGUAACGACUUAAGAAUCAAGAUUAAGGCAUGUCCAUUUUUGAAAUCCUAAUCACCCUUUAGGAGUCGACCUUCAGAAAUAUUUUCUGAGUCCUAGAUAGGGUAGCAAGAAACUCCAUCAAAAGGUUUUGGUGAUGGAUUACUCCUUUGCAGAAGUGACUUGUGUUCUUAAAGUGAAUUCACAGUGUGAGACGUGUAAGAGGAAGGUGAUGGAAGUCUUGCAGAGUCUGCGUGGAGUGUACAACAUGACGAUGGAUGCCGAUCAAGGGACAGUGAAAGUUACCGGGAGAGUAAAUCCAAAUGUACUUCUGAGGGUGUUGGAAAGAUAUGGUAAACAUGCAGAGGUAAAAUGGAUUAGGUUUGAUGGUGAGGUCAGGGAAAGAGGUUGCUAUUAUUAUGGAGAAAAUGGAUCUUUUCCUUCUCCAUAUCAUGGGAUGUCAUGCAAUUAUCCAGUGUUGGGAGCUGGGUAUGAUUACCCACCAUAUGGAGGAGGGUUUGAUCACUAUCCAUUGUAUGACACCUGCAGCCACAUCCCUCCACCACCGCUACCGCCACCGACACAAUAUCACCCAAUAGCGCCACCCUUUUUUCCUGUUCCAAUAGGACCCCAACCAUUGCCUAAAGUGGAUAGCAAUUAUGAAAGUUGCAUGCAGAUGUGAGGUACUGAUUUUUGGAUCACGUUGGUUUUUAAGGAUUUAGAUGUUUAUGUUCUGACUUCGUAUCAAAGUCCGUAAGGUUUACAAUUUUGAAGGGGCGUAAUUAUUUCAACAUGUAAGGGGGGUUUUUCAAGGAUUUAAUUAAAUGCUGUAGGGUCUAUAUGCACUGUCUAUCUUUUUUCUUUUGUUCCUUUUUCUGAAAUCCAAAUUAAAGCCUACACUAAAAUCAAUGUCACCCUCAUGCACGAUCAGAUCAUUCAUUCACAGUCCCACAUUAUAACUAAUUGUAGAGAUUGCAGUAUCAUUUCAACCAGAUGGGUCUUUACGAGUUUAUAUCCCUCAAAUGGUUAGUGUAGCAGAUUUCGAAGUUAUCAAGAGAAUGAAGGCAGUUUCAUGAAUGAGUACAUUAGUUGCUUUUAGAGGAAGAUAAGAUCUAGAGAGUACUUGGUCAUUCCUACAACGUUGUGUCUCUCUCCCAUUAAGUCCCACCUAAUUUGGAGGGGCCAGAAUCUCUCAGCCACUCAAAUUCACUCCUGUGCUGUAUAGCCUUCUAUGGGUGGGAAUCGAACAUGUUCAUUUAAAAUGAGAUCAACCUCAAAAUGUGAAGAAGAAUAAGAUCCUUCUGGAGAGAAGCUGCUCUCUCAUGUAAAUCCAUCUUGGAGAUGUGAAAAUGAAGGCUCUGGAGUUUCCAACCACAUGCUUGAUUAGUGUACAAGAUUUAAGUUAUCUUGCACCACGUGUACAACCUAUGCAAGCAAAUGCAACCUUCAAUCCCUUUCAGCUAUUGAAAACAAUUAUUGUCAUUUUGUUGUAACAAUAUUUUCUUCUUAACUCAGUAUUUUUCUGCUUUGAUUAUAAGACUAUGGCCUGAUAUUGC